UGGGUCCCACGUGAGAGUAUAAAUAUAUGUCCUGAAAAGCUCGCGCGCCGCCCCAUCCCACCGUCGCAUCCGCCGAGGGAGAUUGUCGCCUCCUCUAUCCCCUUUCCUUCAGUCGCUUUUCCCGGCGCAGAAUUUUGAAACCUUUGCCUCGCUUCUCUCUUUAAGCUUCCUCUUCAACUGUCUUCGAUUAAGGUAAUGCAUAAAGCUAUUAAUCUGGUUAAGACAAAACUUCCUCCAAUGGCGCUUCAUUUUGAGAUUCUAGGGAAGUAUAAUCGUGCUCGGGCAGCUCGGAUGACACUUCCUCACUUUGUAUGCCAAACACCCUUGUUUAUGCCUGUCGGAACGAAAGGGGCAAUGAAGGGUUUGACAAGUAAACAGCUUGAGGAGAUUGGUUGUCAAAUAAUUCUUGGGAAUACGUAUCAUCUGGAGCUUCAGCCGACAUCUGAGCUCAUUCAUGAACUAGGAGGUCUCCACAAGUUUAUGAACUGGCCUAGAGCAAUGCUUACGGACUCGGGUGGAUUUCAGAUGGUCUCAUUGUUGCAUUUAGCAAAUAUUACAGAGGACGGAGUGACAUUUCAGUCUCCAGUUGAUGGAACGCCAAUGCUGCUAACACCGGAGGAGUCUAUUCAAAUCCAAAAUAAGAUAGGGGCAGAUAUAAUCAUGGCUCUUGACGAUGUCGUGAAAACUACCAUCACCGGACCUAGAGUUGAGGAGGCUAUGCAUCGAACACUACGAUGGAUCGACAGGUGUAUUGCCGCUCACAAGAGACCAGAGGAACAGAACUUAUUCGGUAUUGUACAGGGGGGUCUUGAUCCUAGGCUAAGGGAUAUAUGUGUUCGAGGCUUGGUGGACAGGAACUUACCGGGCUAUGCCAUUGGUGGUCUUUCUGGAGGGGAAGAUAAAGACUCAUUUUGGCGCGUCGUUGCACAGUGUACUGAAGCACUGCCAGAAGACAAACCGCGAUAUGUCAUGGGUGUUGGCUAUCCUCUGGAUAUAGUGGUUUGCAGUGCUUUGGGUGCUGACAUGUAUGAUUGCGUUUAUCCGACCCGGACUGCACGUUUUGGUACAGCUCUUGUACCCGAGGGAGUUUUGAGACUCAAGCACAAUGCUAUGGCUACCGACACUCUUCCGAUCGAUCCUUCAUGUGACUGUAUGGUUUGCAAGAAAUUCAGCAGAGCUUAUAUUCAUUCUCUAGUUACAAAGGACCCCAUGGGGUCCCAGCUUGUAUCAUACCACAACCUGCAUUACAUGUUGAAGCUCAGCCGAGAUCUUCACUCAUCAAUCAUUGAAGAAAAUUUUCCGACGUUUGUCUGCGAUUUCCUCGGGAAAAUGUUUCCGAAAGGCGACGUACCUAAAUGGGUUCGGAACGCAAUGGAAGUCGCUGAGAUCGACAUUUCCUCAUGUUGUGCUGCCCUUUCACCAUCAGAUACAUGAGGAGGCAAGAUAGGCUCCUAUAACCCGCAUUCAUUCGUCAUUCUUCUGUUCUCUCUCUCUCUUUUCCAAGAAGGAAAGGUGAGAUCUUUUUGCCCUUAAUUGCAAGCAUGAGUUCUGUAUGCCUUGCAAGCGUAAUGACAUAUGCUUAAUGUGAUCCAUCCUAAUCAACAUCCAAAUCUAUCUCUUAUGUCACAAGCGUUCAUUACCUUAUCUUC
Molecule: messenger RNA, 1649 nt
Organism: Tarenaya hassleriana
Lineage: Eukaryota; Viridiplantae; Streptophyta; Magnoliopsida; Brassicales; Cleomaceae
Product: queuine tRNA-ribosyltransferase catalytic subunit 1-like
Exons: 17
Coding region: 196-1434 (412 amino acids)
Cellular component (GO): cytosol
Molecular function (GO): tRNA-guanosine(34) queuine transglycosylase activity
Source: RefSeq, a predicted model, not a curated record